AUGUUACAAAUUAAGUAUAGUGUUAUAUCUUUAGCACUCCUCUCAGCAGCUUCAGCUGCCCUCUACAGGAAAUCUUACUAUAACAGCGCGUACCCUAGGGCCAAUGUAAACGUUUAUAGACCCAGAACUACCUACUCCCCAUAUAGAAAUUUGAUAAAUGUAGCACCAAUAGCAAGGCCCCUAAAUACAUACCAUGUGGCACGCCAGAAUUACUAUAACAACCCCCAGAUUGCUAUUUUAAGAAAUGACCAAGAUAUUAGACCAGAUGGUUCCUACUCUUAUGCCUACGAGACGGCCAAUGGCAUUGCCGCUCAAGAGCAAGGAGUGGGGGGUAGAUCUGUACAAGGGGGUUUCUCCUGGACUUCCCCUGAAGGUCAAUUGGUCCAAAUCCAAUAUGUCGCCGAUGAAAAUGGUUACCAUCCCACAGGAUCUCACAUUCCUGUUGUUCAAAGAUCUUUAUCUCAUCCACAAUAUUAUAAUACGUAUUCCCGUAAAUACUAAUAAUAAAAUAUGAUAAAUAAAUACUGAG
Brassicogethes aeneus is the source of this 529-nucleotide messenger RNA. NCBI's taxonomy places the organism in Eukaryota, Metazoa, Arthropoda, Insecta, Coleoptera, Nitidulidae. The record is from the annotation of a GenBank genome assembly.